UUUGUUAGUUUUCGGCCGCCACCAAGACGCGACGCUGAGCUUGGACCGCAGGGCCCCGCGCGGGCGCGAACUUUGGGCUUGGGCGGGUGGUGCUCCGCCCAGCCCGAGACGGGCGGGCGCGCCGGCCAAUGAGUGCCUCCUCUUGGCCGCGGCCCCGACCCCUGGGUCCCGGCCCGCAGCUCCCCAGCCCCGGGGCUCAGAAGCGGCCGGCGGAGGCGCUGUCCGGGCGCUACGCCCAUGCCCGGCGGGGCUCACGCGGCUGUCCCGCGCCCGGCGCGCCUCCGGUAGGGGACGCCCGGGGCCCGGCCGGCCCGGCCAUGCUUCUGGAGACACAGGACGCGCUGUACGUGGCGCUGGAGCUGGUCAUCGCCGCGCUGUCUGUGGCGGGCAACGUGCUGGUGUGCGCUGCGGUGGGCACGGCGAGCGCGCUGCAGACGCCCACCAACUACUUCCUGGUGUCCCUGGCAACGGCGGACGUGGCCGUGGGGCUCUUCGCCAUCCCCUUUGCUAUCACCAUCAGCCUGGGCUUCUGCACUGACUUCUACGGCUGCCUCUUCCUCGCCUGCUUUGUGCUGGUGCUCACGCAGAGCUCUAUCUUCAGCCUUAUGGCCGUGGCAGUCGACAGGUACCUGGCCGUCUGUGUCCCGCUCAGGUGA
Messenger RNA from Piliocolobus tephrosceles (Ugandan red Colobus), 656 nucleotides. RefSeq names its product adenosine A2b receptor (gene ADORA2B). Gene Ontology annotation, cellular component: plasma membrane. Gene Ontology annotation, biological process: vasodilation; G protein-coupled adenosine receptor signaling pathway; adenylate cyclase-activating G protein-coupled receptor signaling pathway. Gene Ontology annotation, molecular function: G protein-coupled adenosine receptor activity. The transcript has a single exon. The coding region runs from base 129 to 656 and encodes 175 amino acids. The record is from RefSeq and is a predicted model, not a curated record. NCBI's taxonomy places the organism in Eukaryota, Metazoa, Chordata, Mammalia, Primates, Cercopithecidae.